Molecule: messenger RNA, 2538 nt
Organism: Fusarium vanettenii 77-13-4
Lineage: Eukaryota; Fungi; Ascomycota; Sordariomycetes; Hypocreales; Nectriaceae
Exons: 2
Coding region: 1-2538 (845 amino acids)
Source: RefSeq, a predicted model, not a curated record
AUGGCCAAGUUUACUUUUCACGGCCGCAAGAAGCAGCCGCCAAAGGUGACUGUCACCGCUCCGCCCAUGAGCAAGGCCCAAAAGAUCCUCGGUGCGACCGCUCUCAAUAUCGAUGCUCCUCACCAGUGGGAAGACUUUUCUGGCUCCAAGGUCAGCGUCGCUGCCACUGAUGCUUCCGAUGCUCCGACAUAUGCAUCGUCGGCGAGGCAUCAGCGUGGUGGUGGUCGCGAAUGGGGAGAUGAGUCGGAGAUUGUGCCCCGGCAGUUCAGGAAUAACGGAGCGCCCACCGACGACUACGACGAUGAUGGAGUCUCGGACAUGACGAGUAUUCUCAGGAAACGGCAAUCGUCCUCUACUCUUCACUCGUGGUACGACAAGUCCAAGCAGCCUCUGUCCAUCUCCCAGCAGACCUCGAAUUCAGCCAUGGCCAAGGGUCUGCCACCAAAGGCGCAGAGGAUGCUGGAUAUGGACCAUGCGCUAGAAAAUGCAAAGUCAAGAAGGAAGAAGCCCGCUAAGCUGGACCUGUCUCACCUUAUCGGCCGGUCUCGGAACAAGAAGAAUGAGAACCAGCCUUGGGAGGGCCCUAUUCUUGGGCCCGACCAAGUCGUUAGGUCACCUUCUGUUCUGUCUCCAUUGAGCACUCCCUCAUUAAGAGGGAAAUUGUCAAAACGGCCCACAAAGGAGAGUCUGAGGUCAUUACAUUCGGAGACGAAUCGACCUGAGACAACCCGACCCACGAUAAACCGACCUGCGACGGGUGACAGCAGCCGCCGAGGACACGGUCAUCUAAACGGACUGCCUAAUCUGUAUGAGCAUUAUGAGCAAAUGUCAUUCCGCCAGGUUAUGGAUGAAGAACUGCAUGAGAUGGACGAACCCCCGGAGAAGCCGAAGCAGACGGAACCUCAGCCCAAGCCGACAACUACCCACACCAAGCAAGGACAUCACCCUGCACCACCGGCACACCAUGAUGAGCAGAUCGUCUCACAAUAUGCCAAGCGUCAUUUACCCCAGACACCUCAGGCCAUCUUGGCGAGCAAGCCUGGCCAAUCUUCACCAACCGAUUGCGCUGCCAGUGUGUCCAGCAGGCACACGCGCACGUCCAAGGCAUCGAAACGCACCGAUAGGAGUUUCCAGGAGUCAGAUCUUCAGGAGAAGAGCGUGCUCUCACUUUCAUCAGACUCUGAGGAGGACGAGUAUAUGGACUCAUCGAGCAAGGGCGCUGCCUCUGUGCCCGAGUAUGCGCACUCUGACGCAGGAUCAUCUAUUGACUACAGGCCAGCUACGUCUCGGACAUCCGAGAGUGCCGACAACAGCUCAAGACGAUUGAGCAGAUCUAGCAAGUCGAGCAAGCGAACUAGCUUUGCGACCACAAACAACUACUUGACCAUCCCGAAUGGACACCACCGGCCUCCCACUGUCAGCCCUCGGGCAAGCUCAUUAUCUGGAAGCUCUACAAACACUAUCCAAGAGGGAACCGCCGGCCAAUCACCCUCUCGUGUGUCAAGCAUGCAGUCCAACUCGUCGGCAAACACGACCAUGACAUGGCAGAGCAAGCCUGGUUACGGCCUGCAACAGGCCAAGGCUGUCACCAUGCAUCCUGCCCAUGGGCCUUCAGAGACUACAACGGACUCGGACCCAGAGAAGGAGGUGGAAUCUUCAGAAACCGAGCCAGAGGCCGAGGUUGACAUUCUCCCUGCGCGGAAAUAUGUCCCUGGCGACUCGACAACAACCAACCCCGACGCCCCGACGCCUCCUUUGAGCCCCAGCUCAGUCGACUUUUAUAUCCGUUCUGCUCACUCUUCUAUCGAUGGUCACGGAAGCCAUAACCGUUUCAUGGCCGUCACUCGCCAGGAGGAGAUGCUUCUGGCAGCUCUCCGUCACAAGAGGCAAAUCAUGCGUGAGACGUUCCUCAAUGAGAUGGACGAAGGCCUCCGGAACGAGAAGCUCGCACCUAAGGGUCACCAGUCAAAGCCUUCCGAGGCCACCAUCACUGAGUCUUCUUUCGACUUUGACUUCCCUGCUCCUCCUACUUGCAAGGACAAGACAACCGUUGCUGCAGAUGGCACCAAAGUCCUCGAUCUGAGCCAUAGUGCCAACCAGACAAAGCCCACGGCUAAGCCAGCUUCACCCAAGCCUCAGAAGGACCACCACCAGCACGAGCGCAUUCUCCUCUACCUCGAUUCCCCCCUUGCCGCGGAGCAUUCGAUCGAUGAAGCUGAGCCAAGUCCCGACCUGAGCGACUUUUAUGAGUAUGGGAACGAGUCCGAGGGCUCAGAGAUUGUGUCUGAGGUUAUCCUGUACGCCAAGCAGCGUCGUCACAGUGACCGAAAGAACAGUCAACCCAGCACCAAGCGCCGACCCAGCCGGACCCAGCAGAGCCCCAACCGACAGACCGAUACUCUCGAGGUCGGUGUGCCUCGCCCCGAUAGCCCCAUCUCCCCUGAUGCCCUCUCGGCUGUUCCCCGUCGACCAACAGUCAACAAGAAGACGGCUCGGUUGAGCGCAGUUGGCCCUGCGCGAUGGGGUUACGAGGACUAA